Messenger RNA from Dentiscutata heterogama, 439 nucleotides. NCBI's taxonomy places the organism in Eukaryota, Fungi, Glomeromycota, Glomeromycetes, Diversisporales, Gigasporaceae. The record is from the annotation of a GenBank genome assembly.
GUGUUUUGGAGUAGCAAAAUGUCCUGCUACUGGUGAUUACAUAAUGAUUAUGGAAUACAAAAAAGAUGGUGAUCUCCAUGAAUAUUUGCAUAAAAAUCUUAAUAUAAGAUGGCGACAAAAAUUAGACAUUUUAUACACUGCAGUCAAAGGACUUUCGAAAAUUCACGAAGCAAAAUUAAUACAUAAAGAUUUACACGCUGGAAAUAUUAUUAUUGCUGAUAAUGUUUCUUACAUAUCUGAUUUUGAUACUAAUGAAGAUAUCACCCCACAAAUUAUUACUGAUUUGAUCAAAAGUUGCUGGUGCGACAAUCCAGAUGAUCGACCGACCGCCAUUGAACUGGUUGAUAAGUUUUUUUUAGUUUUAGGCAAAAAGGUCAUAAAAUAUGGACUCAAAUUAGUCCUAUUGACAAAAAGUUGGACUCAUACAUUCCUCCAAUAG